Molecule: messenger RNA, 1962 nt
Organism: Musa acuminata AAA Group (dessert banana)
Lineage: Eukaryota; Viridiplantae; Streptophyta; Magnoliopsida; Zingiberales; Musaceae
Exons: 1
Coding region: 1-1962 (653 amino acids)
Molecular function (GO): nucleic acid binding; RNA-DNA hybrid ribonuclease activity
Source: RefSeq, a predicted model, not a curated record
AUGGACGCCUUCUCCGGAUAUAAUCAGAUCCGAAUGGCACCUGAAGAUCAGAGACACACAGCCUUCAUCACCAGCCUUGGGGCAUACUAUUACAAAGUAAUGCCGUUCGGGCUGAAGAACGCUGGCGCAACCUAUCAGAGGACCAUCAACAAGAUAUUCGCCCAACAGAUAGGGCGAAACCUAGAGGUCUAUGUGGACGACAUGAUCGUAAAAAGCCGGGUAUCGGGAGAUCACCUGACGGACCUAUCAGAAACAUUCGCCACACUCCGAAACUGCGGCCUUCGGCUCAACCCCGCAAAGUGCGCCUUCGGCGUCAGUUCAGGAAAGUUCCUCGGAUUCAUCAUACAUGAAAGAGGGAUCGACGUCAACCCGGAAAAGGUCCGGGCGAUCCUCGACAUGCAGGCCCCUCGGACGGUCAAAGACCUACAGCGACUGAAUGGACGUCUGGCCGCCCUAUCCCGAUUCCUGCCCCGGUCGGGCGAUCGCUGCCUCGCCUUCUUCCGUGCAAUAAGAGACCCGAAGAAUUUCCAAUGGACGCCCCAGUGUGAGGAAGCUUUCCGACAGGUCCAGCAACAUUUGGCCAACCUUCCCCGCCUCGCUUCAGUCACUGCUGGAGAGGAGCUCGGCGUUUACCUGGCUGCCUCACAGCACGCAGUCAGCUCGGUCCUCAUCAAGGAAGCCGGCGAACAGCUCCCCAUAUACUACACCAGUCAUGUCCUGAGCGGGCCCGAGGAGCGAUAUCCCCCAAUAGAGAAGCUCGCCCUCGCGCUCAUGCUGGCAGCCCGAAAGUUACGCCCCUACUUUCAAGCUCAUCCGAUCAAGGUAAUCACCGACCAACCUCUUAGUCAAGUACUAUCAAAACUCGAUGUCGCAGGUCGACUCCUCAAGAGGUCGAUCGAGCUCGGAGAGUUCGACAUCCGCUACACACCCAGGACCGCCAUCAAAGCACAAGCCCUGGCCGACUUCAUCUCUGAGCUCGCCCAUGCCGAAGGGCGGCCCCCCAGUGAACUAGGCGGAACGUGGGUCCUACAGGUGGACGGCUCGUCCGCUUCAACGGGGGCCGGCGCAGGACUGGUGCUGUCGGCCCCCGAUGGGCAGACGUUCGAACGUUCCCUCCGCUUCGGGUUCCAUGCCACGAACAAUGAAGCUGAGUACGAGGCGCUCCUAGCGGGGCUCAGACUAUCCCGCGAGAUGCAGGUCGACGCCAUCAAAGUCCUCACCGAUUCGCAGUUGGUGACCGAGCAACUUAACGGCGGAUACGUGGCCAGAGAACCCACUAUGGCAAAAUACGUAACGGAGGUAAAAAACUUAGCCUCCUGUUUCGCACACUUCACGAUAUCCAGGGUGCCAAGACAUCAGAACGACCGAGCCGAUGAGCUGGCCAAGCUAGCCUCGAAGCGACCCCCGGGCACCACCCACGGGAUCGAGGAGCUCUCCUCCCCCUCUAUCCCGGUCGCGUAUGUGUCGGCGGCCGACACCCGAGCCACCUGGGUAGGGGAUAUGCUGCGCUACAAACGCGACGGGACCCUCCCCACCGACGAAGCCGCAGCUCGGCGUAUUCGCCGAAAACAGGCAUGGUACACCGAAGCGAACGGGCGGCUGUACAAACGGUCUUUCUCCCAUCCUCUGCUGCGGUGCCUCGAGCCAGAGGAGGCGGCGAUAGUCUUGGCCGAGGUCCACGAGGGGAUUUGCGGAGAGCACAUCGCCGGCCGAACCCUGGCCUGCAAAAUUCUCCGCCAAGGCUAUUACUGGCCCACCAUGGUUCAGGACGCGAAGGCCUACGUACGGAAGUGCGGCCCGUGCCAAAGGCACGCCCGGACCCCCCAACUGCCGGCGGUGCCGCUCUCCCCCAUCACUUGCGCGUGGCCGUUCGCGCAAUGGGGGCUGGAUCUCCUCGGCCCCUUCCCCCCAGCCUCAGGGCAGAGAAGAUACAUUGUGGUCGCAAUAGACUACUUCACCUGA